Messenger RNA from Phoenix dactylifera (date palm), 3654 nucleotides. RefSeq names its product ubiquitin carboxyl-terminal hydrolase 25-like. Gene Ontology annotation, biological process: protein deubiquitination. Gene Ontology annotation, cellular component: nucleus; cytosol. Lineage: Eukaryota; Viridiplantae; Streptophyta; Magnoliopsida; Arecales; Arecaceae. The record is from RefSeq and is a predicted model, not a curated record. Gene Ontology annotation, molecular function: cysteine-type deubiquitinase activity.
CUGUUCUUUUCCUCGCCCUGACCCGGAGAGUUCUUAUUAUCACGACUCCGCCGUCACCCGUCUCGCUCGCUCGCUCGCUCUCUCUCUCUCUCUCUCUCUCCUCUCUCCCGACCGUCCUCUUUCGCCGCGCGGCAGCAACAGGAGAAGCGAAGAAAAGAGAAGACGAGGCGGCGGAAGCAACAGCGAGGCGGGGAGGACGAGGCUGCCCGAGGAGACGAUGCGAUCGGAUGAGGAGGAGGAGGAGAAGGAGGAGGAGGAAUCCGGUGCCGGGAUUGGAGCAACAGGGAGAAGGCCAACCACCACCACCACCAGCGGCGGCGGUGCCGGCGGCGGCUCUGGCGACGGCCGGCUUCGCUGAUGGCGUUGCAGAUGACCUGGCAGCAGCGGAGCCUGCAGCGCCGCAAGGCCGGUCCCCCUCUCGGCCUCAAGAACCUUGGCAAUACCUGCUACCUCAACAGCGUCCUCCAGUGCCUCACCUACACCCCUCCCCUCGCUCAAUUCUGCCUCGCCUCCCAACACUCCUCCCUUUGCAAGUCGAUGUUCGCGAAGCGGGACAAGGACUGCCCCUUCUGUAUCCUGGAGCGGCAGAUCGCCCGAUGCCUCAGCCUGGACGGGCCUCUCGAUUCGCCCUCCAAGAUCCAGAAGUGCCUCACCCUCUUCGCCGAGCACUUCCGCGGGGGCUGCCAGGAGGACGCCCACGAGUUCCUUCGCUAUGUCAUCGAUGCCUGCCACAACACCUGCCUCAAGCUCAAGCGCCUCAGCGCCACCACCGGCAAUGCCUCGGCGGUGGUGGGGCCCAUCACGGUGAUGAAGGAUAUCUUCGGCGGAGCGCUGCUCAGCCAGGUGAAGUGCCUCUCCUGCAAAGGGGAGUCCAACAAGACCGACGAGAUCAUGGAUAUCAGCCUCGACCUCUUCCAGAGCAACUCUCUGAACGAUGCCCUUGCCCGAUUCUUUCAGCCUGAGGUCCUCGACGGCAACAACAAGUACAGCUGCGGCAAGUGUAAGAAGCUAUCUGUGGCCAGAAAGCAGAUGUUCAUUUUUAGAGCCCCUAAUGUACUCAUCAUCCAGCUCAAGAGAUUUGAGGGCAUACAUGGUGGGAAGAUCAACCGGAACAUUGAAUUCGAGGAGGUGCUGGUGCUUUCAAAGUUUAUGUACAAUGCAACUCAGGAUUCACAGCCUGAGUAUAACCUUUUUGGCAGCAUUGUGCAUUCAGGCUUCUCACCUGAGUCUGGACACUAUUAUGCAUACAUCAAGGAUGCCUUUGGUCACUGGUAUUGCUGUAAUGAUGCUCAUGUUUCACUUUCAAGCACACAGGAGGUUUUGUCUGAGAAAGUCUAUAUCUUGUUCUAUAUCCGCAGUAAUCAGAUCCCAAGAUCUAGCAAAACUGGUUCACCCUGCAAUGUUGUGAAGUCUUCAUAUUCUAAUGGAAGUGAUGUGUUGCCAAGCAUUAAAUCUGCUGAUGUUUUGAAACCUCAGGUCACAAAGCCAAAUGGGGCUUCGUCUUUUAAAAGUAAUGGUUCAAAUAUGUUGAAGAAUGGUAAGAUAUCUCAAAGUCCACAAAUCAAGAGUAUUAACUUGAAGAACCUGGAGAUAAAAAGAGCUAAAUCAAAUGGUAGUGACAGCAUUGAAACUUGUAAUAAUUUGUCUGCUCAAAGUGAUUCUGCAUCACCUGAAUGUAGCUUAUCCAAUGAAACUAAAGUUAUGGUUAAGGUUGAGGGGUCAUCAGCACCUAAUGACAAUGCUGCUGAUCAGAACGCGUCUUCUAAUUUGGUGGAAUACAGUUGCGCACAUACAUUGACAGUGCCAAAUGGAAAUGGAUGUGUUAGUCUUUCGAAGAUAGAAGUACAUAAGGACAAUGGUACUCAAAGUGUGGAAGCUGUGAAAAGAGAUUGCAAUGGUUCAUCCAACUGCUUGAUUACUAAAUGGCACUCUGAUGUCUCAUCAUUUAAGAGAAAAUCGUGUGAUAGUGACAAAGCCGAAAAUUCAAUAUCAUGUACUAAAGAAUCUAGCAAUCUGUCCAGGGAAGAUGUCUCAUUCAAGACUCAGAGCACAUGUUAUGAAGAGCAAUUUAAAGGGGAACUUGAAAAGUUUAAAGAAUUGCUUGCUCCAGAAGUCCGUUUAGAGCUACAGUCGUGUGGUUGGGUUCAUGAAGUUGAUAAUUUCAUGCGCACCAGAAAGCGGUCAUGUUUCCCUGCAGCAGCCAAUUGUCAUGAUAAUAGUUUUAUGAAGAACCAGUUGAUAAUUGAUGCUAAGAAGAACUUUACCUCGCAAAUUCCAGAACCAGUAAAAGAGCACUUCAUUAACCGUCUGAGAUCAUUUAGUAAGGGGAAAUUGUUAUCGGAUGCUUAAACUUCCAUUGACGGUAUGCUACACAUAUUGAAAGAAACUAUCAAACUUAUUGGAUGCUGCUGGACUGGCUGUAUUGUCUGUAUUAUUUCUGUAUCCACAAUUCAAUGGCCUAAUUUUCUUUUCGAACUUAGGAGCUGCUGGAACAUGUGAGAAAUGUCGUUGACUUCAUCACAACCUCCUCUUCCAGUGCUAUAUACAUUUUUGAGUCCGAUACUUUUCUUUGCUAGGAGAGACUAAGUGCAGCCAUGGCAAAAAAAAAAAAAAAGAGACAAAGUGCAGAGUUACAGUCAUGUGUAAGAUACCCUUGCCGGUGCUCAAUUCGUAGAGGCAGUCUCUCUCAUUUCCCCCCCUCUUUAAGUCCAAAGAUGAUGGAACACAGUUUCUUAAAGAUAGUCACAGUCCUUGAAUUACAUGAAUUAUGCAAGUUUUAACUUUUCUUUGCCUCGAAAUUAUUAUGGCCGUCUCUUGUUUUUCCUCUUGGCUACUCUUAUUAAUUUCAGUGGCAUGGAACAUGGUAAGUGAUAUCUUCUUCCAGGCAUUUCAUUUCUUAUAACUAAUGGAAUACAUAUUGCAGAUUUUGUCCAUGCAUCUGGUUGAAUUGAUAUACUUCCAAAUAUUUUUGUAUCAAUUGUUGCAUUUAGCCUAUGCACUUAAUUUUGCCUCAAUGUUUUGUUUUGCAACUCUCUGUAACAAGAUUUUGUUCUAUAAAGUGCAAUAGCCGAUAGCAGGCCUUCAAUUUCAUGGAGAUCUUGCCCAGGCAGCAUUAGUGGAGCAAUCAACAUUAGAAUGAUAUCAUGCUUAAUGUAUUAAAAAGCAGAUUGCGAGCAUGUAGCAGCCUGGAGUUUGCAUGGCAGAUGGUGGAUGAAGCUAUAACAGGGAAUUAGGAAUUCAAAUUUUUGGCUUUAAGGAGUGAAGCCGCUCUUUGGUGAGAGUGGAUCCUAGUAAUUGGACAGACAACCAUUUGAGGUGGGUUUUGAUGUGUUCAAAUAUCUUGAGUUUGGGUGUGUGCUAACAUCUGUGAGCACUUCAACAGCAGGACAGUUAUUCAAAGAUCUUUGGAGAAAAUUUUGACUUGUCGUGGGUAGGUUUAUCUUGAAAAGAUCUGCUACCUGGCCCAUUAAAUUCCAAUUUUAGUCUGUACCAGUCUCUUCAAAGCAUCAUGUUCCCUUCUACAGAGUGCCGGGAGAUAAGUCUAGGUGAAUCAUUUUGUAUCCAGUUAAUGUUUUGAGAAGGUGAUGAUCUGUUCCUCACCCAUUGCAUGUGAUUUGAUCACAAUAUCAUUAUUGAAAGUUUAUCAUUGCUAAA